AUGAUGAUGGACCUCUUCUACAGCUGCUAUCUAUACAGCUCGGACAUGUCCACUGUGCAGAAGCUGCCAGAGCUCGCCUCUCUCUCUCUCGCUCAGCCAUCGCCGCCAUCUCUGUGGAGGAAGCCGCUGACGAUAGCCACAGCCGAGUAUGACGCGUACGGGGAGGAAGGCGACAGCUUUAGGCCGAUGAGCACCCGAAGAUCGAACACUACGUGGCCAAGGAGGUCAGCCAUGAAUGACCACCAUCAUCACGCCCAACGAGGAGGAAUGGAACGAAAACACAAAGGAAGUGUAGCUAGCAAGGAUGCGUUUGCGCUGACGGAGAAGUCGAUCAAGAAUGCUUUGUCACUUUAAUAAUUCGGCUAUUGCUGCUCCGAUUUGACUUUCAUGAGGCGACUGUGCUCAAGAAUUGAUGAGGGCGCCGCCUGGGACACGACCUUCGUGAAACUGUGCUGUGGUAGUGAAGCUGAGAUGUUAUCAGAGGUCUCUCGUCUGACGUUGAGAUCAUCUGCAAGGCAGGCGGGACCAGUCUGUCUUCCGAUCGUGCAAUGAGAAGCAUACUGCAUCGCCGUCUAGGUAAACUCUGAGUUGCAGCAACGCGUGCUGAGCGCCUGAUGGAUGGAAUCCGUGCUCAAGGUGCGAAGGAC
Tilletiaria anomala UBC 951 is the source of this 647-nucleotide messenger RNA. RefSeq lists its product as uncharacterized. Lineage: Eukaryota; Fungi; Basidiomycota; Exobasidiomycetes; Georgefischeriales; Tilletiariaceae. The transcript has 2 exons. The record is from RefSeq and is a predicted model, not a curated record. The coding region runs from base 1 to 354 and encodes 117 amino acids.